GAGAAACAGACAUACCAUGGGAAGUUUUUCUGUACUAUAAAACUAAUUUGCCGGAUGAGAAGCUAUGAAUACAACUUCAAGAGAAAAGUUGAGUUGAGAAUAAUGCAAACAUUAUAUCACGUUUUCGACUUAAUUCCUGUGGUUAUUAUUAUAAACAAGUUUUCAAUUAAAUAAUCAUGUUUGAAGCAAGCGUAUUAAAUGGACUUACGCGACUAAGUAUUGAAAUUGGCAGCAGUAGGAGUAGAACUGAUGAUGAUUUUAUUGAUCGUAUCAAUCAUUCUUAUACAACAACAAUGCUUAUGAUAUGCACAUUGGUUGUAAUGGGCAGACAAUUCAUUGGUAAACCAAUAGCUUGUUGGACACCAAAUGAAUUUACUAGUGCACAAGUUGAAUAUGCAACAUUAGUAUGCUGGGUUACAUCAACUUACUUCAUUUCACCUGAUCAAGCUACAAUACCUGCGGAUUUAACAGUACGUAGAAAAGACUCCAUACACUACUACCAAUGGGUACCAUUUUUAUUAAUGUUUCAAGCUGCUAUGUUUUCAGUGCCAUGUAUUGUAUGGCGUUUAUUUAACUGGCAGUCACGUAUUCAUUUGUGGACAGUAAUGGACUUAGCCAGUAAAGCAGGUGAUCUUGAGGAGACAAUGCAUUCCAGUGUAAACCAUCUUGAAUAUGUCGUACGUCAUUUGGAAGAUGCUCUCAUUAUUCGACAUAGAAGAAAGCGUACUCGCAAGAAUAAUAGUUCUGUUUCAGUUGUUCAGACGUCUAUAUCUAGCCUAGGUAGUACAAAUGAGCAGUGGUUGAAUAAAGACAAUAAUUCAUGGUAUUCGAUUCUUCCGCUUACAAUCACCCAUAGAUCACGCAUUCCCGGCCCACGACCUUGCUCACCACAAUCCAGUAGCUAUCUCACUGGUCUGUAUUUGAUUGUUAAGGCACUAUAUGUCUUUAAUUCAACGGGACAGCUAUUUUUAUUGGCAAGGUUUUUAGGUCAGACAACAAUUUUUUUCGGACCACAAGUGUUAGCUGAUCUAAUAGCUGGUACACAUUGGUAUCAGAGUGGAAAUUUUCCUCGUGUUACUUUCUGUGAUUUGGAUAUGCGAAAAAUGGGUAGUAAUUAUCAUCGAUACACUCUGCAAUGUGUAUUAGGAAUCAAUAUGUUCAAUGAGAAAAUUUUCAUCUUCCUAUGGUUUUGGUUCACUGGUUUAACUCUAAUGAACAUACAUAGCUUCCUACGUUGGUGCUGUAGGUCAACAUUUCAAUCAAGCAGAACAAAUUUUGUUAGAAAUUUAUUGUUUAAUAAAUCUGAGAAUACCGCUGAUGACAAAACAAAUCAUUCCUCGAAAACCUCGAAUACUACACAGAACUCAGAGUGUCAGUCAGAAGGUCGACAGUCGCCAUUACACACCACUCAUUCUUUAUUCUCUGAUAAUAACAAUAAUAAUAACAACGAAACUCUAUCGUUAACAGAUAAAAAAGCUUCGUCAUUUUUCACUGAACAUGUUUUAGGACAAGAUGGUGUGUUCGUUCUUCGCCUAAUUGCACUGAAUACUGGUCGACAUAUUGCCGCUAAAAUUGCACGUCUUAUCUGGAAUCACUACAGACUUUUAAAUAAUACGUCAAAGUAUCCACACACAACAGUGAUAGCGACAAAAGCAACAGCAUCAGGUGCAGAAAGAACACAGUGUGUUGAUUUGACUAGUGAUAAACAUCUUUCUCAGAUUGUUCAGUCUCCCCCGAUUCCAGAAAGAAUGGAUAAAAAUAAACACAUCGAAGGAUCGAUUGUAUCAACAUCUUCUUAUAGUGAAUCAGAUCAUAUCGUAAGGGCAAGAACAUUGAAUGUUUCUAAUUCAGCAAGGCAAAUGAUGAACCAGCACUCACAAACUUCACGAUCACACUCCACAUACAGUUCAAGAAAUUCAUUUCAAGAUCAUUAUGAUCAUUAUUUACAUUCCGAUCAAAAUUCAUCGAAUAACUCAGGAGCUUUAAAUCAACCGAAGAAUCUUGUUUAA
Messenger RNA from Trichobilharzia regenti, 2009 nucleotides. The record is from the annotation of a GenBank genome assembly. Lineage: Eukaryota; Metazoa; Platyhelminthes; Trematoda; Strigeidida; Schistosomatidae.